AGAGAGAGAGAUAAGUCUGGUGUGUUUCCUCCUCUGACCUGUUCUCACUUUACACUUUAUCAAUAAACACUGAGUUAUUAGAACAAUUUCAUCGAGUUGAUCGAUCUCCAGUACCUGCAGAGAGGAAGUGAAAGUGUUCAGACUCGUUCUAACUUCAAGGAGCAGACGGAGGAGACGUGAAGUCUGAAGCUGACUGAAGAUGAGUGGUCAUGUGAAAGAGGACAGAGCAGAGUCUCCAGGGUUCAGCUGUGUGUCUCUGAAGAGUGACUGGUCCAUGCAUCAGCCUCCACACUUCAGUAAUGAACCUGGACCAUCACACACAAAAGGUCAGGACCACAGACUGAGAGCAGAGUCUCCAGGGUCCAGCUGUCUGUCUCUGAAGAGUGACUGGUCCAUGGAACAUCCUCUGUUGUUCAGUGGUGAACCUGGACCCUCACACACAGAGGAGAGGAAGAGGAGUCAUGUUUCUGAGGAGGAGCAGUCGUCCUGCUGUGCUUCGUGUCAGGACGUCCUGAAGGAUCCAGUCUCCACCAGCUGUGGACACUGGUUCUGCAGACAGUGCAUCACCUCAUACUGGGACCAGUCUGGUUCUUCAGGAGACUCCUCCUGUCCCCAGUGUGGAAAAAGAUCCAGAACAGGAGCUGGAGGUCAGACAGCCGGUCAGAGCAGCACUGUACAUGUGUCUGCUGAUGUCUUCACUUCUGACAACAGCACAUGUGGUUUUAUUUUGUUCCUUCAUACAGCAUCAACAUUUAACAUCGUUAGAAAAGCUCGUGGUCUGCAGGAGGUUUUAGAUGAACAUAAGCUCAGUGUGAGGAGGAGAUGUGAACAUGUGACUGAAGGAAGUGAUGAAACAGGAAGUAGAAGCCUCCUCAACAGGAUCUACACUGAGCUCCACAUCACAGAGGGACAGAGUGAAGAGGUUAAUACUCAACAUGAGGUGAGGCAGCUUGAGACGGCUUCCAAGAAGAAGAUCCUCCAGGACACUCCCAUCAAGGUCCACGACAUCUUUAAAGCCUCCACUGACCAGCAGAGCAGCAUCAGAGUCGUCCUGACCAACGGAGUCGCUGGCGUUGGAAAAACCUUCUCGGUGCAGAAGUUCACUCUGGACUGGGCAGAGGGUUUAGAGAACCAGGAUGUGGGUCUGCUGGCUGUGCUUUCGUUCAGGGAGCUGAACCUGGUGAAGGACCAGCAGCACAGUCUUCUCACGCUGCUCCAUGUUUUCCAUCCAGAGUUACAGAAGCUCACGGCAGAGACGCUCGCUGUCUGUAAACCUUUGUUCAUCUUUGACGGCCUGGAUGAAAGCAGACCUUCUCUGGACUUCACCCACAGGGAGCUUGUGUCUGAGGUCACACAGAGGUCAUCAGUCAACGUGCUGCUGACAAACCUCAUCCGGGGGAAUCUGCUUCCCUCGGCUCUCGUCUGGAUAACCUCCAGACCUGCGGCGGCCAAUCAGAUCCCUCCUGCAUGUGUUGACAGGGUCACAGAAGUACGAGGCUUCACUGAGGCCCAGAAGGAGGAGUACUUCAGGAGGAGGUUCAGGGAUGAAGAGCUGUGCAGCAGAAUCAUCUCACACAUCAAGACGUCCAGGAGCCUCCACAUCAUGUGUCAAAUCCCAGUCUUCUGCUGGAUCAGUGCUACAGUUCUGGAGCACAUGUUGACCACAGACCAGAGAGGAGAGCUGCCCAAGACCCUGACUGACCUGUACUCACACUUCCUGCUGGUUCAGACAAAGAGGAAGAACAACAAGUACGGUGAGGGACAUGAGACGACUCCACAGCAGCUGAUGGAGGCUGACAGGGACGUUCUCCUGAAGCUGGGGAGGCUGGCACUUAAACAUCUGGAGGAAGGAAACAUCAUGUUCUACCAAGAAGACCUGGAGCGGUGUGGUCUUAAUGUCACAGAGGCCUCGGUGUACUCAGGAGUUUGUACUGAGAUCUUCAGAAGAGAGUGUGUGAUCUUCCAGAAAUCAGUCUACUGCUUUGUUCAUCUGAGCGUUCAGGAGUUUCUGGCUGCAGUCUACAUGUUCCACUGUUACACCAAGAGGAACACAGAAGAACUCAACAACUUCUUGGGAACAGAUGGGGACACAGACAGUACCUUCUCCCUGGAUGACCUCCUGAAGAGAACCAUGGAGAAAUCCCUCACCAGUACAAAUGGUCAUCUAGACCUGUUUGUUCGCUUCCUUCACGGCCUCAGUCUGGAGUCCAACCAGAGAGUCUUAGGAGGCCUGCUGGGUCGGACAGGGAACAAUCCAAAGACCAUCAAGAGAAUCAUCAACAACCUGAAGGAGAUGAAGAGUGAUGACGUUUCUCCUGACAGAAGCAUCAACAUCUUCCUCUGUCUGACUGAGAUGAACGACCACUCAGUUCAUCAGCAGAUGAAACAGUUCCUGACGUCAGAGAACAGAUCAGAGGAGAAACUCUCUGAGAUCCACUGCUCAGCUCUGGCCUACAUGCUGCAGAUGUCAGAGGAGGUUCUGGAUGAGUUGGACCUGAAGAAGUUCAACACAUCAUUCCAGGGUCGACGGAGACUGAUCCCAGCUGUGAGGAACUGCAGGAAGGCUCGACUCCAUGGUUGUGAACUCUCAGAGACCCACUGUGAAGUCGUGGCCUCAGCUCUGAAGUCAGACCCCUCACAUCUGAGAGAACUGGAGCUGAGCUACAACGAGCUGCAGGAUUCAGGAGUGAAGCUGCUGUGUUCUGGACUGGAGAGUCCAAACUGUCGACUGGAGGCUCUGAGGUUGGUGUACUGCAGACUGUCAGAGAUCAACUGUUCUUCUCUGGCUUCAGCUCUGAGGUCAAACCCCUCUCAUCUGAGAAAACUGGUUCUGAUUGACAACGAUCUGCAGGACUCAGGAGUGAAGGAGCUGUGUGGUUUUCUACAGAGUCCAACCUGUCGACUGGAGUCUCUGGGGUUGAAGGACUGCAGACUGUCAGAGAUCAGCUGUUCUUCUCUGGCUUCAGCUCUGAUGUCAAACCCCUCUCAUCUGACACACCUGGGUCUGAGUGACAACGACCUCCAGGACUCAGGAGUGAAGGAGCUGUGUGGUUUUCUACAGAGUCCAACCUGCCAACUGAAGACUCUGUUGUUGUGGAACUGCAGUCUGUCAGAGAUCAGCUGUUCUUCUCUGGCUUCAGCUCUGAGGUCAAACCCCUCUCAUCUGAGAGAACUGAAUCUGAGAGGAAACGACCUGCAGGACUCAGCAGUGAAGGAGCUGUGUGGUUUUCUACAAAGUUCAAUCUGUCAACUGGAGACUCUGAGCAUUUAUACUUUAAUUGAUCUCAUUUGA
Molecule: messenger RNA, 3292 nt
Organism: Platichthys flesus (European flounder)
Lineage: Eukaryota; Metazoa; Chordata; Actinopteri; Pleuronectiformes; Pleuronectidae
Product: NACHT, LRR and PYD domains-containing protein 12-like
Exons: 10
Coding region: 200-3292 (1030 amino acids)
Molecular function (GO): protein binding
Source: RefSeq, a predicted model, not a curated record